Messenger RNA from Capsella rubella, 1645 nucleotides. Its product is annotated as pentatricopeptide repeat-containing protein At5g09450, mitochondrial. The transcript has 3 exons. Gene Ontology annotation, cellular component: mitochondrion. Gene Ontology annotation, molecular function: protein binding. Bases 58 to 1296 code for a protein of 412 amino acids. The record is from RefSeq and is a predicted model, not a curated record. NCBI's taxonomy places the organism in Eukaryota, Viridiplantae, Streptophyta, Magnoliopsida, Brassicales, Brassicaceae.
AUUGAAACUUCAGUUCUAGAUCCUUUUUUGGUCGUCGUCAGACAGAACUAAGAAUCCAUGGCGACUCGCUCGCUCUUCCAUACUCUUAGAUGUCGAUUGACGAAUAAUAAUGGUGCUGUCGGAAGCAAUUUCAUUCGGAACGCCGAAUCGUCGCGAUUCUCGAAACCGUACAGUGCUGACGCAGCAAUCGGAGGCUCACUAGUCGAUGAAUCUUUGGAAUCGGAGGAGAAAGACGAUCUGAGGAGCCGGAUUUUCAGAUUGAGGCUUCCGAAACGAAGCGCGACUACUGUUCUCGAGAAAUGGGUUGGUGAAGGGAAUCAGAUUACUGUCAAUGAACUUCGAGACAUUUCCAAAGAGCUUAGGAGAACUCGGCGUUACAAACACGCUCUUGAGGUUACAGAGUGGAUGGUUCAGAAUGAAGAAUCUAAGAUCUCUGAUGCUGAUUACGCCUCGCGCAUUGAUCUGAUUUCGAAAGUUUUCGGAAUCGAUGCAGCUGAACGCUACUUUGAAGGUCUGCAUAUAGAUUCAAAGACAACUGAAACCUAUACAUCUCUCCUUCAUGCUUAUGCUGGCUCCAAACAAACCGAACGAGCUGAGGCCUUGUUUAGGAGAAUCAUAGAGACUGAUAGUCUCAAUUUCGGUGCUAUCACAUAUAACGAGAUGAUGACUUUAUACAUGUCAGUCGGUCAAGUUGAGAAAGUACCUGCGGUUAUCCAAGUGCUUAAGCACAAAAAGGUUUCUCCAGAUAUUUUUACUUACAACCUGUGGCUAAGUUCAUGUGCUGCAACCUUUAACAUUGAUGAGCUGAAAAUGAUUCUUGAAGAGAUGAGGCAUGAUGCUAAUUCCAGUGAGGGUUGGGUUCGAUAUAUCGAUCUUACUAGCAUCUACAUAAACAGUAGUAGACUAACUAAUGCUGAGUCUACCUCACCCGUCGAAGCUGAGAAAUCUAUUUCGCAAAGGGAAUGGGUCACAUAUGACUUCCUUGUGAUUCUGCACACUGGAUUAGGAAACAAGGAUAUGAUAGAUCAGAUUUGGAAGUCUCUGAGAAACACUAAUCAGAAAUUGAGCAGCAGAAGCUACAUUUGUGUUCUUUCAUCUUAUCUAAUGCUUGGUCAAUUAAGAGAAGCAGGGGAAGUUAUCGAUCAAUGGAAGGAUUCUAAGAAGACAGAUUUUGAUUCUUCAGCUUGCUCGAGGAUUGUGAAUGCUUUUCGAGAUGUCGGGUUAGAGGAAAAAGCCAGCGACUUUCACUUGCUCUUGGUGCAAAAGAAAUGUAGCUUGGAAACUGAGGUAUCAUAAGAUUGGGUCUCUGAGAAAGGAGUAAAAAUUUAUGCUCUUGGCAAGAAUCAGAUCAAGCUCAUCAUUUAGGGUGGGUGAAUAAAAUAGAGGUUUCUUCUCUACACUAUGAUUUUUACUUAUCUAUUGUUCUUCACGCCGGAGGUCAUGAGACUCAUAGAUUUUCUCACCAAAAGAUUUUUGCCUACGAUUUUGUUAAUGGCCUAUAUACAUUGGCGUUAGGCCAGGUCCAUGAUCUUUCAUAUAGUAUGUCAAAUUUCAAAAAUUUCCAAAGUUUUACAAGAAGACAUGAUGUGCAAGGCAUUUUUUUGUAUGUUUGUUUAAAUUAUGAUUAAUGUAGCAUAUUCGUAAC